Helobdella robusta is the source of this 639-nucleotide messenger RNA. RefSeq lists its product as hypothetical. The transcript is spliced from 4 exons. The record is from RefSeq and is a predicted model, not a curated record. Lineage: Eukaryota; Metazoa; Annelida; Clitellata; Rhynchobdellida; Glossiphoniidae. Bases 1 to 639 code for a protein of 212 amino acids.
AUGGUAAAUAACAACCACAAUAACAACACCAACAACAAUAAUAAUAAUAAUAUCUCUAGCGGAAAACAGAAAAAAAAACACAUGGUUGCCAUGGACGUCACGCAUGGAUUACUCUUCCAAUUCCGGACGAAAAAACAUCUGUGUCGCGGUCAGCUGAAUUGCUACUCUGGCACGGUGGCAGCUACGAUCACUCAGACUGGUUGUACCAGUUGUCAGACGACAGUGACGUACUCGGGCUCUGCGGCGAUCACCACGUCCUCCUGUGUAGCCAGCUGUGCUCAGACGGACACGACUGCCUUGGGGUUGGGAGUGAAAACUUUCUGCUGCUCCACUAACCUCUGCAACCCGCCCAACGCCACGUUCAAUGGCCCCAGUGCAGGUUUGAGGUGCUACGUGGGAGACUCCAUGGCCACCCAAAGCAACUGCCAGUUCUGCAAGAAAACAGUAUCAAGUAUACUAGUGACCACUAUCGUUUCAAGAAGCUGCGAAAAUUCGUGCUCUACUAUAGAAAUCGGACCAAUAAAGUCAACUUGUUGCCAGACCGAUUUCUGCAACCAGGCGACCACUCUGGCGACCAAGUUCAGUCUCAUCAGCGCCAUCACCACGGCCAUCAUCGCCUAUCUGGUGAUUAAAUUUUAA